Moneuplotes crassus is the source of this 1769-nucleotide messenger RNA. The record is from the annotation of a GenBank genome assembly. Lineage: Eukaryota; Ciliophora; Spirotrichea; Euplotida; Euplotidae.
UUUAGAUUUAAUAAUUAUGGAAUCCAAUACUAUUAGUGUCACAACUGUUCAAACUACUCCUUAUACAGACCAGAAGGCUGGUACUAGCGGACUUAGGAAGAAAGUGUCAGUUUUUAAACAAGAAAACUACCUCGAGAACUUUGUUCAAUCCAUCUUUGAUUCUCUUAAGGAUGAUGAAGUUCAUACAAAAAGUCUUGUUCUCUCUGGAGAUGGUAGGUAUUACAAUGAUAUUGCAAUCCAAAAGAUAGCCAAGAUGGCAGCAGCAAGAGGAUUUGGGAAGGUAGUCAUCGGUCAAAAUGGUCUGCUUUCUACUCCAGCGGUUUCAGCAGUCAUUAGGCAACUUAACAAAGAAGUAGAAGGAUCUUGCACAGGAGGAAUAGUAUUAACAGCUAGUCAUAAUCCAGGAGGUGAGAACAAUGAUUUUGGAAUCAAGUUCAAUUCCUCGAAUGGUGGUCCGGCUCUUGAGAAUCUCACAGAUGCUUUCUUCUCGAGAUCAAAAGAGAUUUCUGAGUAUAAAUAUGCUGAGCUUCCUGAGAUAAAUCUAACCGAGAUUCACCAAGAAAAUCCUGUUCAAGUGGAAGGAUAUGAGCAUGAAUUUAUUGCUGAAGUUAUUUCUUCAACAGAUAUCUAUGUCUCUCUUUUAAAAUCACUCUUCGAUUUCGACUCUAUCAAGGCUCUAAUGGCAAGGAGUGACUUUAAUUUUGCCUAUGAUGGCAUGAGUGGAGUCGCAGGUCCCUAUGCAAGAACAAUAUUCGAAGAGGAAUUAGGAGUUCCUGCUGAAAAUCUUUAUGGGUGUGAUCCUUCACCUGAUUUUGAAGGAGGACAUCCAGAUCCAAACCUAACAUACGCUGAGAACUUAGUCAAAGUUAUGGGAGUAACUAUAAAAGGAGCUAAUGUUGCUACUGACACAACCCCAGAUUUUGGAGCUGCAGCUGAUGGAGAUGCUGAUAGAAACAUGGUUCUUGGAAAAGGAUUCUUCAUUACUCCUUCAGAUUCUCUUGCAAUUAUCACUGCAAAUCAUGGUGCAAUCUCUUACAUGAAGGAUAUCACAGGUGUAGCUAGAUCAAUGCCUACAUCAGGAGCUGUUGAUAUAGUUGCCAAAGAAUUGGGAAUCGAUGUCUAUGAAACCCCAACAGGAUGGAAGUUCUUUGGAAAUCUCUUAGAUGCUGAUAAAAUAGUCAUUUGUGGAGAAGAAAGUUUUGGAACAGGCUCAAACCAUAUCAGAGAAAAGGAUGGAAUCUGGGCUGUCCUUGCCUGGCUCAGCAUUAUUGCUCACAAGAACUCCGAAACUACUGAAGGAAAUCUUGUAUCAGCUGAACAGAUUGUAAGAGAUCACUGGAAGAAAUUUGGAAGAAAUUAUUACUCUAGAUAUGACUAUGAGAAUUUAGAGACUGAAACAGCUGACAAGAUAUUCGAAACUUUAGAAUCUAAAAUGGAGCAAUUCAGAAACGAAGAAGAAGGAAAUGUUGCAGAUAUCUUUGAGUAUACUGACUCGGUAGAUGGAAGCUCUUCAAAGAAUCAGGGUUGGAGAUUCAUGUACAAAGAUGGCUCAAGAUUCAUCUUCAGAAAAUCAGGAACUGGAUCCUCAGGAGCCACCAUUAGAAUCUAUCUAGAAAGCUAUAACAAGGAUAACACAGAGCUUGAGACAGCAGAAGCACUCAAAAAUUUAUCUGAAAAGGCUCUCGAAUAUUGUGAAAUCAAUGAGAUUAGUGGAAGAGAAGGUCCUACUGUAAUCACAUAACUUAUGGUUACUUUCAAUAAACCAACAA